Messenger RNA from Hypomesus transpacificus, 3035 nucleotides. It is a transcript of the gene spire1a, whose product is annotated as spire-type actin nucleation factor 1a. Gene Ontology annotation, cellular component: cytoplasmic vesicle membrane; cell cortex. Gene Ontology annotation, biological process: Golgi vesicle transport; cleavage furrow formation; actin filament network formation. Bases 255 to 2462 code for a protein of 735 amino acids. The transcript has 18 exons. NCBI's taxonomy places the organism in Eukaryota, Metazoa, Chordata, Actinopteri, Osmeriformes, Osmeridae. The record is from RefSeq and is a predicted model, not a curated record. Gene Ontology annotation, molecular function: actin binding.
UAAACCGCUGUUGCACUAAAUCGGUGGAUAGGGAACGGGUGACGAAGACGGAUGCAUCAGUGUUGUCAGCGGCUCUUCAUUUGUAGAGAGACCAUAUUAUCGUUCUUUUUGUAAUAUUUUUUGUCGGUAACAGUGCUUAUUCACGUAGGUAUGAUGUGAGAAUGACCAAAAGGUCAGGUACAGACGGUUGAAAGUUUAUCUCACCAACGCUUCUCCAAGAUAUUGGCGUCGAUUUAAACGCCAGGGACGUUAACAUGGAUUGUGGGGAUGGUGCAGAGGAGCUGUCUUUGGAAGAAAUUCUUACCUUAUACAGCCAGCCGAUCAAUGAAGAACAAGCAUGGGCUGUUUGUUACCAGUGUUGCCAAACUUUAGCUCAAAAAAAUCGGAAUUCCAAAUCGACUGGCGCGUCAGUUGAGGACUGUGUGAGAAGAAUUGAAGGUCCAGGGGAUGUUCGUAUUCGGCGAGAUGGGACCGUGAAAUUGCAUUACCUAGACAGUACAGAUAAAUACAGAUCUGCCGGCACAUCAGAAGAGGUGAUUGAGUCCUUGGGCAUCAUGAUCUACAAGGCGCUGGACUACGGGCUGAAGGAGAACGAGGAACGCGAGCUCAGCCCUCCGCUGGAACAGCUCAUCGACACCAUGACCAACAUGACGGAGUCGGAGGGUGACAUCUGCCCCGACGAGGGCUACGAGGCCACCGAGGAGGAGGACGAGGGCGAGGAGAACCCCAGCGUCACCUGCAACGUCAAAGGCUUGCGGGACAUCAUCACGCUGUGUUCGUCUCACCUGCCCAGUCCAACUGAUGCACCCAGCCACUACCAGGCGGUGUGCCGUGCUCUCUAUACCGAAACCAGAGAGCUGAGGACCUUCCUGGAGAAGAUCCGAAGUGCCAAGGAGAACCUGCGUAAGAUGGAGGGCGAGACCCAUGGCGAGCCUGUCAAAGACCUGAACGAGCUGCAGAACGCAGAUUGGGCCCGGUUCUGGGUGCAGGUGAUGCGAGACUUGCGGCACGGCGUCAAACUGAAGAAGGUGCAGGAGCGGCAGUACAACCCCCUGGCCAUCGAGUACCAGUUCACGCCCUACGAGAUGCUCAUGGACGACAUCCGCUCCCAGCGCUACAAGCUGCGCAAGGUCUUGGUGAACGGAGACCUCCCUCCCAGGUUAAAGAAAAGCGCCCACGAGGUCAUCCUGGACUUUAUCCGCUCCAGGCCACCCCUCAAACCCGUGGCGUCCCGUAAACUGAAGCCCCACCCCCCGCGGCCCCGGAGCCUCCACGAGCGCCUGUUGGAGGGCAUCAAGGCAGAGAGGAAGCUGAGGCCCGUGUCACCUGACAUGAUCCGCCGCAGCCGAUUGGGCGCUGGGAAAAGCAUCAGCACCCCUCAGGACUUGUUCCGCAGCUCAGACAUGGACGCCCACGACGCCCCCAGGAAGUUGGCGGUCAGCACGCUGGCUCUGGCCAAUGGAGCGACGCCAACUCACACACCAGGAAGCAGCGGCCUGCCCAUGUCUCAGAGGAAGAGGCUGCUGAAGGCUCCGACCCUGGCCGAGCUGGACAGCUCAGACUCUGACGAGUCGUCCAGCAACCAAUCAGCGAGCAGCCCUAGCGUGUCCCCAGACUCCCUCAUCGGAAAGAAGGCCCCCCCCAGGUUCCUGCCCGUGUCCAGGUCCUUCACACCCCAGACAGACAAGCGUCCGUCCCCCCCCCGCCGGCACUCCAUCGAGGAGGAGGCCCCCACCAGCAUGCGGCCCAUCGUCGCCUCGUCCAGGCAAAGCUCCAAAUCACUGGUGGCGACCGAUGGCAAGGCUCACGGGGAGGAGUUCUGCUAUCCUGUCGAGUGCCUGACCCUCACCGUGGAGGAAGUGAUGCACAUCAGACAGGUGCUGGUGAAGGCAGAGCUGGAGAAGUUUCAGCAGUACAAAGAUGUCUACAACGCCCUGAAGAAAGGAAAGCUUUGCUUCUCCUGUCGCACCAAGAGGUUUUCCCUCUUUACCUGGUCGUACACCUGCCAAUUCUGCAAAAGGCCGGUUUGCUCUCAGUGCUGUAAAAAGAUGCGGCUGCCCUCCAAACCCUACGCCAUCCUGCCCAUCUACUCCCUCGGCCCGGGCACCCCCGCCAAGGAGGAGGCCGGCACCGCUGCGGCUUCGGCUCAGCCGGAUACUCCUUCCUCCGUAUCCGGACACCAGCGGCACAGCCUGAGGCGCAAGCUGUCCAAAGCCAACAGCAGCGACAGCGGUUCACGGGACCUGGCAGAACUCCCCAAGGAGCUGACGGAGGACUGGUGCACCAUGGAGGUGUGCGUGGACUGCAAGAAGUUCAUCUCGGAGAUCAUCUCCUCCAGCAAGCGCAGCCUGACCGUGGCCACCAAGCGGGCACGCCUCAAGCGCAAGAGCCAGUCCUUCUACGUGUCCUCCACCAACGCCAGAGACUACCGGCCCUCUGAGAGGACCAUCAACGAAGUGUGAAACCUUCGCUUGGAUGGUAGACACUACUCCGGGGGUCUCCUUAAACCUCUUUAAAGUGCUGUAUGUGACGUGGUGGCUUUUGUAGAUGGAAGGUGAGGGUCUAUCAGGUCAAGUCUGUAAGAGAACGUCUGCUGAGCGAUGAUCGUAGGAUACGUAACGGUUGUUCUGACCGACGGUGCCAGUAACUAGAGUAUUCCAAAGUAAUUCCCAAGAAUCUACUGUAAGCUGGUCAGUGGUCCACUUAACUGCAUCUCCUGUGCAGACGACUGACUUGGUUUCUUUGACGAUAUUCAAAAUGGUGGUCGUCUUUGGCAGGUUCUAAAUACCAAACCUUUCUAAAAAAGUGCCCAGUAAAAGACAUUCCUUCCCCAGUUGAGUAUGGAGGUACAACUAUAUUCCAUUUAUAUCUAUUUGAUCUGAUGUAUUUGAAUGGCUCUAGCUAUCUGAGGGGUGAGUAGGUUUCACACAUAGCUGCUGUGGUCAUGGAGAAGAAUCCAACCAGAGAAUGUAUAUUUGUAAUAGUCACAUGGAAGGAAGUGUGCUGUGUGUAAAUAGUCGAGCGAAGGAUCCCUU